AUGUGCGCCACGUCAGCGGCCAGGCGUGCAGCCAAUGCUGCAGAUCUUCUCAUCCCAGCCGCACAAGUGAUUGGUUCAACUCCUGAGAUCAUAUCAGGGGAAGAAGAGGGCAAGCUGUCGUUCCUUGGCGCCACUGCAGCAGUCAGCAGCGUAUUGGCGGGGGUAGUGACGGGAGCACCUCUUGCAGUGGUAGACAUUGGCGGUGGUUCAUCAGAGUUGGCCUUAGGCACCAUCUCUCCUCCCUUCAAGGAUGAUGUUUCCAGUGCCUCCUCUUUGUCCUCGUCUUCACCCACUAUUUCUGGCCCUCACACUAUCGUUUCAGUUGACAUCGGCUCCUCCUCUCUAUCGCACUCCUAUUCCCUCCACCUCAGCCCCACCUCUCCGUCCAGCAUUGAAGCCGCUCGCCGUGCUGCCAGGGAGGACUACCGCUGCAAACUCUCUCCUGCACUGUCAACGGACUGGUUCAAGCACAUUGAUCAUGUAGGAGGGAGUAUGGGGUCUGGAGUGGCAACAUGUGGAGUGGAGAGAGUGGUGGUGAGCACAGGAGGGAUACUGACAACUCUUGCCGCCCUUGCUCAGGGCGUUCCAUACACAAGGGAAAAAGUUCAAGGUUUCGUUUUGGAUGUGGAAAUGGCGAAAGGGAUACUCGACAGCAGUCGAAUCCAUACUGCCACACCAGGUCUCAGUUGUAUUUUUAAGCAG
Messenger RNA from Closterium sp. Naga37s-1, 702 nucleotides. The record is from the annotation of a GenBank genome assembly. Lineage: Eukaryota; Viridiplantae; Streptophyta; Zygnematophyceae; Desmidiales; Closteriaceae.